AAACUAUAGAUACAAUAUAUACAUACACACAGACUCUCAAUCGAGCUACGAACCAGAUCUUCACGGCUUUCAUUCUUCUCGAUCCCUCUGUUUCACUCCAGAAAUUUCAAGUUUCACAAGAAUAUUGUCACCUGGGAGAACCAAUUCGAACAGCUUUGCAGAUUGUGAUCCCUACGCUUGCUUUGUCUUCUCGAGGUUUUGUAUAGAGUGGGUUGCUUUCGCCGAGCCGGUGGCUUGAUAAAAAAAAAACUACCGGUUCUUACGGAUUAACAAGGGACCAUGAUUUUAAAUUGCUUUGCAAACGGAACUAUUUGUCUCCACUGAAGCCUAGUGUUGAAUCUCGACCCAUCUGCACCUGGUAAAAAUGUCAGGCCCAGGAGGACUUGAGGCUUUUGAUGAAACAAGAGAAAGGAGGUCAGAUUUUGAGAAUUCUGAAGAUGAGAGACGGCGAUCCAAAAUUGGAUCCCUAAAGAAGAAGGCAAUAAAUGCUUCAAACAAGUUCACCCACUCCCUUAAGAAAAGGGGAAAGAGGAAAAUUGAUUACAGGGUUCCUUCAGUUUCAAUAGAAGAUGUACGCGAUGCAAACGAAGAGAGAGCUGUCCAUGAAUUGCGGCAAAAGCUCCUAGACAGGGACUUACUGCCAUCUAGACAUGACGACUAUCAUACCUUGUUGAGGUUCUUGAAGGCUCGAGACUUUAACAUUGAAAGAACAAUCCGUAUGUGGGAAGAAAUGCUAAAUUGGCGAAAGGAGUAUGGAACGGACACAAUUUUGGAGGAUUACGAUUUUGAAGAGCUGGACGAAGUCUUACAGCAUUACCCCCAAGGGUACCAUGGAGUUGAUAGGGAAGGCAGGCCUGUUUAUAUUGAAAGGCUUGGCAAAGCAUACCCUAGUAGGCUUAUGCGCAUCACUUCGAUUGAGCGCUACCUAAAAUACCAUGUCCAAGAGUUUGAGCGGGCUUUUAAUGAGAAGUUCCCUGCUUGUUCGAUUGCUGCAAAGAGACAGAUUUGUUCUACUACCACAAUUUUGGAUGCACAAGGCUUGGGCUUGAAGAAUUUCACUCCAACUGCGGCAAGUCUUCUUGGGGCCAUGGCAAAGGUUGACAGUAAUUACUACCCAGAGACACUACAUCGCAUGUUCGUCGUCAAUGCUGGCCCUACCUUCAAGAAAUGUUUAUGGCCUGCUGCUCAAAAAUUUCUGGAUGCAAAGACGAUUGCAAAAAUACAGGUGUUGGAACCUAAGUCAUUGGGUAAACUACAUGAAGUCAUUAACCCAAGUCAAUUGCCUGACUUCCUAGGUGGUACUUGCACAUGUCCUGGUGAGGGUGGCUGCCUUAGAUCGAAUAUGGGUCCAUGGAAUGACCAUGAAAUAAUGAAGGUUGUAAAUAAUGCAGAAGCCACAUUUGUAAGGCAAAUCACUAGUAUGUCUAGUGAUCAGCAGAAAGUUGACUCUUAUAUCCAGAUAUACCCUGUGAAGGGGAGGAGAAGUGAUACGUCCAACAUAGAAUCUGGAUCAGAUGUUGACGACCCAUGUUCUGCAACCAACUUAAAUGGUCCUAGGUUCCUGAAAUUGGCAUCAGUUUGUGAAGAAGCUACGGCAUCUGAUUCACCCGCUUAUUACAGUUGUAAUGAUCAUUUUAAUUCAUUUGAAGAAGCUAGUGCCUCAAGCCAGUCUCAUACACCAGAUGACAGAGAAAUGGGUUCUGGUGUAGACUUCCAAAAUUCACAAGGUGCAUUGUUUAUCCAAUUGUUGGACACUAUUUUGGAAAAGGUUGUGAAGAGGAGCUUGAAUUGUAUAGCAAGACCAGUGGUGUCAUCGGUGCCAAAAGUGAUUGGAGUUAUUCGCAGUGUGGUGAUUGAGUAUUGGAGAAGACAGAAGAUGAUAUAUCCAAGUAAUGUGGUGGAAGAGAGGUGCAAGAGUGACUCUAGUAGUGAAAGAGAAGAUCGGAUUGGUCCAUGUGUUGAACGGCUUGAGAAACUUGAAGAAAUAUUGGAAGAACUUAAAAAGAGGCCUGCUGAAAUUCCUGUGGACAAGGAGCAUAUGUUGCAUGAAUCCUUGGACCGGAUCAAAUCAGUGGAGUUUGACCUCAAUAAAACAAAGAGGGUACUACAUGCGACUGUGGUGAAGCAACUUGAGAUUGCAGCCUUGAUGGAGAAUCUGCAGGAAUCCAAAUUCCAUAGGCGAAGGAUGUUGUGUUGAUGAGAUGUACAGAAAUAGGAGGAAGAGAUGAAUAGCAAGCAGUAA
Molecule: messenger RNA, 2242 nt
Organism: Cynara cardunculus var. scolymus (artichoke)
Lineage: Eukaryota; Viridiplantae; Streptophyta; Magnoliopsida; Asterales; Asteraceae
Product: phosphatidylinositol/phosphatidylcholine transfer protein SFH13-like
Exons: 15
Coding region: 365-2197 (610 amino acids)
Source: RefSeq, a predicted model, not a curated record